This is a messenger RNA of Oncorhynchus tshawytscha (Chinook salmon), 2576 nucleotides long. RefSeq names its product centrosomal protein of 112 kDa. Lineage: Eukaryota; Metazoa; Chordata; Actinopteri; Salmoniformes; Salmonidae. The record is from RefSeq and is a predicted model, not a curated record.
GUGUGUAUUGACUCCCCUGUCUGUCAUGGUGCUGUGUGUCUCUGUGCAGGCUGAGAUGAAGACUAAAGUCCUGGAGGCCAAGCACCAGGAGGAGAAACUGAAGAUGCAGCAGAAGCACGAUGCAGACGUGCAGAAGAUUUUAGACCGUAAGAAUGGCGAGAUCGAUGAGCUGAAGACCAUGUACAGAGCCAAGCACAAGGAAUCGGAGGAGAGUGUGCGCAAGCUGGAGAAGAAAGUUCAAAGCGUGGUGCGCGAGUCCCAGGUCAUCCGUGAGAGCAAAGAGAAGCAGAUCGGCGAGCUGAAGAAGAUGUCAGAUCAGAGCACCGACUCCCUGAAAAACGAGUGGGAGAAAAAGCUGCACGCGGCGGUGGCGGGCAUGGAGCAAGAGAAGUUUGACCUGCAGAAGAAGCAAACAGAGAACAUUCAGGUGCUGCUGGAGGACACCAACCAGAGGCUGGCCAAGAUGGAGGCUGAGUAUGGCGCCCAGACACAGGCUACCGACCAGACAGUGCGGGAGCUGGAGCUGCGUGUGAAGCAGCUGUCAGUGGAGGUGGAGAACGGUAACGUGCUGAGGCAGAAGGUGACCCAGGAGAAGGGCCAGCUGGAGAUCCACAUCGCCACCAUCAGCUCUGAACUUCAGGAGGCCAACCGACAGAGGGUGUCUCUGCUGAGGGAGAAGGAGCAGCAGAGUGAGCAACAUGAAGACACACUGCAGAAGCUCCAGACCAAACAUGAGGCUGACAUCAGCCACUUCCAACAGGAACACACACUCUCCGCUGCUAAGGCCUCUGAUUUGAUUGAGGACAUGGAACAGACAGUUGCUCAGCUCAGACAGCAGCUACAGGACAGUGAGCACAGGAGACUGAAACAACUCAGGGACACAGACAAUAAACUUCAACAAGAGAAAGCAGAUCUGCAGCACCACUGUGAGAAAAAGGUGCGUGCCCUACACAACGAGGCGGAGAAAGAGAGGGAAGAGACCAAGAAGAAGAUCUCCAAACUUGAAGAGUCACUGAAGGAGAAGGAGGAGCAGCUGGGACGUGAGAGGGAGUGUCAGCGGCAGCAGACCCAGCAGGCAGAGAAUGCUCUGGAACACUUUAAGAAGCAAGUAGAGAUCAGCUCAGAGAAGACCUACGCUAACAUGAAACUACAGAUGGAUAAGGUGGAGGAGGAUCUGACCCGCUCCAAGUCCCUAAGAGAGAAACAGGCCAAGGAGUUCUCCUACCAAGUGGAGGAGCUCAAACAGAAAUACGAACAGCAGAUGUGCGAGCAGCGUGCAGGGCAGGAGCAGGAGAGGAUGCGUCUACAGCAGCAUUACAGCACGGAGAGGGACAAUCUGGUCCAGCAGCGCCAGCGGGAGGUGGGCACCAUGGAGAGGGAGGCGCGGGCCGCCCUGCACCAGCACCAGCACCAGACCCAGGAGUGGAGGCAACACGACGCCCAGGUCAUCUCUGACCUGGAGGAGCAGGUGUCCUCUCUGAGGGAUGAGCUGCAGCAGGCCCACAGCCAGAGGAAGCAGCAGCUGCUGGAGCUGGGGGUGCUCAGGGAGGAGGAGAGGCAGCGCGCGGCCCAGGACCAGGAGGUCCUGGGCAGGCUGAGAGCCGAGAUGGACCACAUCUGCCAGGAGCUGGAGACGAGCCACAAGGCCGAGAGACAACUGGCCCAGGAGAAGAUGAACACCAGGCUAAAGCAGAUUGAGAAGGAAUACAGUCAGAAGCUUGCCAAGUCUGCUCAGUUGAUAGCGGAGCUGCAGACCUCAGUGUGUGGUGCUAAGGAGGAGGGCUUGCGGCAGCAGCAGGAGAAGGAGAGACAGUUGAAUGAGGCUACAGCUCGCUGGGAUGAUGAGAGGAGGCAGAUGAGCCACCACACAGACACUAAGAACAAGGUUCUGCAGGAGAAGGUGGAGAAUCUCCAGAGGCAGCUGCACUCCUCCGAGAAGAAACUACUGAACAAAGAGUUAGAGAACCAGGAGCAGGUGACGGUGGUGCUUCAGGAGUGUGCGAUGAAAAUGAAAGGGCUGAUGCCAGCUGAGCUGCGACAGGAGCUGGAGGACACCAUCUCCUCUCUCAAGUCUCAGGUGAACUUCCUCCAGAAGAGAGCUUCUGUGUUACAGGAGGACCUGGAUGCCUGUCACAGCAGGAGGUAACCAUGGACUGUUCUUCCCUUGGCCACACCCAUUAUCCGGACAUGAAGAAUAAGACAGUCUAUCAGAUGUGAGAAUCAUCGCCAUAGUUACCAGGCAUCACACAUCUGUCAUGCCAUGGGUGCACCAAUCAGUUGUGCCAGUUAUGUUGGCCACACCCACAUUGUUUUUAACCACUAUGGAUUUGUACAUAUUUAUUCACUGUCAGAUUUUUUUUCACAUUCCCCGUUAGAAAUCAAUCAUUUUUCAUAACUUUUUGUGGAUGUUUAAUGUGCGUACUAUCCAUACAUACACUAUAAAUACAAAAUGAUGUGGACAACCAUUUAAAUGAGUGGAUUCUGCUAUUUCAGCCACACCCGUUGCUGGCAGGUGUUUCAAAUCUAGCACACAGCCAUGCAAUCUCCAUAGAGAGACAUUGACACUAGAAUGGCCU